UCUUUUAACAGCAACUGAGUGAAGAUGGCAGUGCGCUACGAGCUGGCAAUCGGUCUUAACAAGGGCCACAAGACCACCAAGAUCCGGAAUGUCAAGUACACCGGCGACAAGAAGGUCAAGGGUCUGCGUGGAUCUCGCUUGAAGAACAUCCAAACCCGUCACACCAAGUUCAUGCGCGAUCUGGUGCGCGAGGUGGUGGGCCAUGCCCCCUACGAGAAGCGCACCAUGGAGUUGCUGAAGGUGUCCAAGGACAAGAGGGCCCUGAAGUUCCUCAAGCGCCGCUUGGGCACCCACAUCCGUGCCAAGAGGAAGCGCGAGGAGCUGUCCAACAUCCUCACCCAGCUGAGGAAGGCCCAGACCCACGCCAAGUAAACGGAACCCAGCCGAUAGUUCGGAAUCCGGAAUCGGUAUCGGAAUCGGAAAAGCAUUUGGAGCGCCGCGUUGUGUUUUUUAUUUUUUUCCGGUGUGAAACACAUAUAUCUAUAUAGACCAACAAUACCAUAUAUAUGUCGUCGUUACUUGAGAGCGAGUCUAAGCAUCCCAGAAUUAAACAACAAAAAAUCUUUUAAAAACCACAA
Messenger RNA from Drosophila takahashii, 578 nucleotides. It is a transcript of the gene RpL36, whose product is annotated as ribosomal protein L36. Gene Ontology annotation, molecular function: structural constituent of ribosome. Gene Ontology annotation, cellular component: ribosome; cytosolic large ribosomal subunit. The record is from RefSeq and is a predicted model, not a curated record. NCBI's taxonomy places the organism in Eukaryota, Metazoa, Arthropoda, Insecta, Diptera, Drosophilidae. Gene Ontology annotation, biological process: cytoplasmic translation.